AUGUCACUUUUAAAUGAUCGACAGAAAGAAGAACUAUACAAAGCUCUGUUGUUUUAUUUUUCGAAAUCAGAUUUUCCUAAAACAUUUUCAGCCUUUGAAUCUGAAUUACGCAACAAAGGAAUUAUUAUUAAUAUUAAUGAGGAAAAUGAACACAAAUAUGAUAAACUUUUAGAAAAAAAAUGGACAAGCGUAAUUAGAUUACAAAAAAAAAUUAUGGACUUGGAAGCACGUCUAUGCGCAGCACAAACAGAAUUAUCUACAAUACCGUCAGAUAAAAACCAUUCUAUAGACAUGGCAUCUUGGAUUCCAUGUGCACCUGCAAAACAUACUUUAACGGGACAUAGGCAACCAAUAACAUCUCUUGCUUUCCAUUCUGUUUUUACUAUUCUUGCUAGUGCUUCAGAAGAUUCAACAAUAAAAAUUUGGGAUUGGGAAACAGGUGAUUUCGAAAGAACACUAAAAGGACAUACAAAAGCUGUCCUUGACAUUGAGUUCAAUACAUUUUCUGAUUCAAGCUGUCUUGUAUCUUGUUCAUCAGAUUUAACAAUAAAAUUAUGGGAUUCUAAAAACGAAUAUAAAAAUAUAAAAACCCUUUACGGUCAUGAUCAUUCUAUAUCUUCAAUAAAGUUUCUUCCACCAAAUGGUGAUCGAAUUGUUAGUGUUUCAAGAGAUAAAAAUAUAAAAAUAUGGGAAAUUUCAACAGGAUUUUGUAUAAAAACCAUUUCUAAUGCACAUAUCGACUGGAUAAGAACAAUUUGCCCGUCGAAUGAUGGAAAACUAUUAUUAUCGGCUGGAAAUGAUAGAAUCGCAAAAAUAUUUAAUACACAUAACGGAGAAUGCAAAUUAGAAUUUCAGGGACAUGAGCACGUUAUAGAAUGUGCUAUAUUUGCACCAAAUUCAGCGUACAAAUUUCUUAUGCAACUUUCUGGUGUUCAUUUGUCAAAAAAUUCUAUGGGUUAUGUAGCAACAGGAUCUCGAGAUAAAACGAUAAAACUUUGGGGAUGUCAAAAUGGACAAAUAAUUAAGACUCUAUUAGGCCAUGACAACUGGCUUAGAGCUCUUGUAUUUCAUCCAUCUGGAAGGUAUUUGAUAAGUGCAUCAGAUGAUAAAACUAUACGAUGCUGGGAUCUAAGUCAAAGUGGCAAAUGUACUAGAAUAAUAGAGGAAGCACAUUCGCAUUUUAUAAAUUGCUUAUGCUGGGCAUCUGAAUCUACAGAAUCUACUACUAAUGGAUCAAAUGAAACUUCUAACAACAAAUCACUUAAUUCAAAAAGAUUAGCAAUAGCUAGUGGCGGAGUCGAUUUAGUAAUACGAAUAUGGAUGCCAUAG
This is a messenger RNA of Pneumocystis carinii B80, 1329 nucleotides long. RefSeq lists its product as hypothetical. Gene Ontology annotation, molecular function: protein binding. The transcript is spliced from 4 exons. Bases 1 to 1329 code for a protein of 442 amino acids. Lineage: Eukaryota; Fungi; Ascomycota; Pneumocystomycetes; Pneumocystales; Pneumocystaceae. The record is from RefSeq and is a predicted model, not a curated record.